GGCUUUUUAGCGGCCCCACCCUUUGGUCCCAACUUUUGGCGUGGCCAGGGUAUAAAAGAAUUCGAAUUUAACAAGAUCAACAUAGUCAGUCAGGAACUACCAAGUCCAAGAUAAAACAUUUUCAAACAUGUUCUCCAAGAUUACAAUUGUCGCUUGCCUUUUGGCAGCUGUCAACGCUGGAUUCGUUCAAUAUCAACCGGCAGCGUUGACAUCAACUCAGGACAAUAUUCUACGAAGCCCAGGAAAUUUAGCUCAAAUUUCCACUCAAAGUAAAACAAUUCAAACGCCAUUCUCGAGCAGCAGCAAAUCUGAUAUUCGCGUGAGCAAUCCUGGCUAUGUUGCACACACUUACGCCGCUGCCCCAAUUGCCCAGACUUAUGCCGCCGCUCCAGUUGCCCACACUUACGCCGCUGCACCAAUUGCCCAGACUUAUGCCGCUGCUCCAGUUGCCCACACCUAUGCCGCUGCCCCAGUUGCCCACGCUGCGCCCGCUAGCCUCCUCGGUGUUGCCUACAGUCCAGCCGUUGCCGUCUCACACAUGUCCUACAGCAGUCCAAUUGGCGUCUACAGUUGGUGAUUUCUCUCAAAAUUAUCAUAAUCUUACAAUCUCAUUACAAAAAACGAAAAAAAAAUAGAAAAAAAAUCAGACCACAUCAAUUAUUGUAAAUAAUAAAAUAUAAUAAAAUUAAAUCAGUUUAUUUGAAUAUGUAAA
Molecule: messenger RNA, 712 nt
Organism: Leptopilina heterotoma
Lineage: Eukaryota; Metazoa; Arthropoda; Insecta; Hymenoptera; Figitidae
Product: pupal cuticle protein C1B-like
Exons: 2
Coding region: 128-577 (149 amino acids)
Source: RefSeq, a predicted model, not a curated record